Molecule: messenger RNA, 6725 nt
Organism: Didymodactylos carnosus
Lineage: Eukaryota; Metazoa; Rotifera; Eurotatoria; Philodinida; Philodinidae
Source: the annotation of a GenBank genome assembly
AGCGGGGGGGGGUUAUAGCACAGGAAUCGACAAAACAAAUUGGUCAUUUUAUCGUCAACGAAUCUGGUCAUUUCAAACAAGAAUCUUUCAUAAAACAGAUGAAAAAUCAAUAAAAAAUUAAAAGAAGAAUCUUGUCUUAUUUAUCACGACAAAUUUGAAGAUUCUUGUCUGAAGUGGCACAAUACAAGAAUCUUACAAAAAUAGGACAAUAAAGUCGACUAGUGGACUUAAAACUAGACACAUAACAGAAACACGCCAAAGAAGAAAGAAGACUUUUUUUCUUCUACAUGCAAUUCAGGUCUAUUUUGCUUGUCUCAUAAAGAAUGAAAACUUCAAUUUUUCACUGCGUAGAAACGUACGAUUAUAAUUGAAAAAUGUCAUAUGAUCAUCAUGGUUUUUGUUGCAAAAGAUUAGUAUUAAGUCCCUAGAAAUAUUCUCCUGUUCAUUGUACGUUUAGCUUUUGAUGUUUCGAUAAAAUUUAGACAUGGGCCAAUUUCACUAAAUAAUUGACCUAGUUUUUUUCAAUUUAAAGUUAAACUUUUUCUUCUGUCUAUGAAGGUUUUCAUACGUUAUUGGCUCACAUCCCUUGGUGGCUAGAAGACAGUGUUAGGGAAGAUGUCAAACAUAAUUGAACACAUAGAACGUAGACGUAAACUAUAUUCUACGUGCAUAUUUCUCUACUAGUCGAUAUAGAUGAAUAUGUCCUCUUAUCUCUCUUUUUCUCUCAUUUUGCAGAAACAGAAAACUCCGAUGUAAGAAACUUUCAUUUUCCGUCAAUAAAUAAUCUAAUUUCUUCUAUAUUUUGUAAUUUCAGCUCUUUUCAUUGUAUUAUACAUAAACACAGGCAGGUAUCGAUCGAUAUUCAUUUAUAAAAACAAUAAAUUUCAUGUUUUUCGAAAAUGGUUGUAUCUCUUGUAAAAGAGAAUGUAGAGUAAAAUCAUCUCUAUUUGGUAAAACUCAAUAAUAGAACUGCGACAAAUACCAUUUCUUUUCCUUCGAAAAGAAAAGACAUGAUAUUUGUCGCAGUUCUAGUGUAUUUCAGCAUGUUAUUUAUACAAUAAAACUAAAAUAAACAUGUUGAUUUUAAUCGAACUUUUUGUAUGCUUCCAUUGUGAAAGUCUUGGGCUUUUUACAUCUAUGAGUAGGAGAAAGCAUUAAGAAUAUGGUGGUACAAGGGUUCUUUAAUUUGGUCGAUAAAAUGAAUGAGUUAUUAGCAUUAGAUCGAACAACAUAUUUUACAAUCUCUUUUCAUUCUCCUAUUCGAUAGACAAACGCGAAAUAAAUACCAGUAGAAAUAUAUCUCUGAUACAUGUAUUCGAAUGCUAGAGGUCAACUUAUACAUAUGAAACAAACGAAUAUUCUCUAGCGCGAAAAAAUCUUAGAGAUUCUGCUGUUGUUUUGCUCCGGCUGGAUCUUCCUCUUUCAACUUAUCGUACUAUUAUUGGAAGGGCAGAUCGUUCUUUUUUUGAACAACUUUCUGUUCAUCGUCAUAUAAAUAUGUCUACUGCAUUUGAUACAUUUCUCUAGAUCAAUGAAUAGAAUCAUGUGCAUUCUCAAUUCUUUGUUGCUCAGAAUUGUCAUCGGAUCUGGUUACCUAGAAAGAAUCGUUUUUAUAUUGUUCCCUGCAUACUGACUUGGACUUAAACUUGUUUUUUUCAGGUCUGAUUUACUUAUCAACCAGUUUUAACGUCAUAUUCGUAACCUACGAACAAUAUUGAGUCGGAUGGAGUAUUAUACAUACGGUCAAAAUACAAAAAAGCUUUUUGGGGACAAGAAACCCUAAGGAAGAUCUUGACGGGAUCUAUCUCUCGAAAAACACACAUUUACCGACCAAGUCGAUGUAGUUUUAUAGAGUGUUGAAUUCUGAACAAAAUACACACUUUAGAAUCAGCUUAUGUUACAAAGGAAAAGUAUUUAGACGCAUUUUAUAUAUAGUAACUUACUUUAAUUCACUUAAAAUUAAAACUCAGGGUAUCUUGUAGCCUUGAAUGAGCUCUACUAAAUUCUGUAUUUAGAAUGACAAAACAAGCGUUUUCUCAAACCGGAAUUUUUCUGUUAUCAGCCUAAACGAUUUUAGUUACAUUGAUUUUAUCCUUUCUUUUUUUAGUUGUUUUUAAAGACUUUUUUUAUUGAAAACUUUGCACGAAAACUAUUGAGAUUGAUGGAGAUUUUUCAAUAUUUGUUCAAUGUUCAUUGAGACUGCUAAACGGAAGAAAAGCAAAUUUUCAUUGAGUGACUAGGUACUUCCGGCCUUCUGUAAACUGUGUCGACAAAACUUAUGCAUUCAUUACUUGGUUUGUUUUAUUGUCUGCCAUCCUGUUCGUGCUCAAGAUUAGGUUAAUAUACUUGUUGAUAUUCCUGGGCAAGAUUAAAAUUAAUAAUAAAAUACUGGAUCUCGUCUGUAUUUUGUUGGUUUCAACUAACGCUAAAACGCACGAGUGUAUCAGAUAUAACAAACGACAAAGAAAUCUGGCCUUAAUACUUCAUGAAAUUUCCGUACCUACCAGAAAUAUCUUGGCUGCUUUCGCCUGAAAACAGCAAAUCUGUGAAAUGUCUAGACCCAUAAUCAUCACCAAAAGUGUCGUGUGUCUGUCAACCGGCUUGUUAUAUUUUACGUGAACGGUCAUCCGUCACCUCAUCGCAUUCUCCUAGUGCGUGAUAUUUUCUUCUUUUACCUACACAUAGUGAUCUAUAUUCUAUUUUGUUCGAGUAACUUAACUUUUUCUAUAUGUGUCGUACUUCUUCUUAUCCUGGCUACUUUGUUAUUGUUCUCUUGUCAUACUAGAUUUUUCUUCUUCUCUCCACUAUAUAUACAUAUAUAUUUUCAGUUCAAUAGUCAUUAGAUCUACUUCAUUUUGUUAUGGCCACACUUUUGUACAAUCCUAAAUUCUUCUCAAUAAAACUUGUAAGAAAACGGUUUCAUUCGUUAUCAUUGGAGCAUUAUUGAUCUAACAACUGAGAGCCUGACCAAUUCUCGUGUCAAUUGAACGUCACACAAGAUGAAUCUAAAUGUUCGUUUUGUAACAUAUAAUUUAUUAAUUGAACUGCACGAAGAUUUCUUAGUGUUGAUUUUUUUUCUUAUUGAUGCACCCGGUCUUAAAGGCUCAAAUCGUGUUGCUAGAUAGAGUUAAGUAUCAGGCAAUUUCUGACAAAGUUUGGAAGUGGUACUGUAUCUUUGACCUGCUAUAGAAGUUUUAGUGAAGGGUAUGAAAAGUGAAAAUUUGACAUUUUUCUCGAAAAAUAUUUUUUUCUCAAACAACAACCAUGUUGUUUUAAUUCUUUUAUCGCCAGUUUAUAGUGCGUUUUCCACUCUACAAAAUCCGAUAUAAACAGUAUCUUCACUAUACUUCCUUACUGAGUUAAAAAACUUUUUUCAUCUCAUGUUAGUAAAUGGUCAAACUUUUCAGAAAAUUAUUUUUUGAGAAACGAUAAUAGUUUCAAACCAGAAAUUAUAUAUGGUUAGAUGCGCAAUAAAAUUCUCUAUCGAACCUGCUAUUCAGCUCUUUGGUACUUUCACAUUUUUAAAUCCGGCAGGGUCCUUUGCUGCACACUACUUAGAAGAUGAAAGGCUUCCAUAAACAGUACACUUUGGUCAAGUUGAAUGGAGCCAAUUUUCAUUUUUCGAAUGAAUAUGAAAUUAUCUUUUUUCUAAAGCAUGAUAUCAUGUGCAAAUAUAAAAUUGUGUGCGUACUUAGAAAUGUGCAAAAUAAGAGUUACCUUUUCUCAGUUUAAAGGUUUUCUCCUACAUCAAUGUGAGUCUAUGAUUAUUUGCAUUGUCUGCCAACAUUUUAUUUCAUUGUGUAAUGAUGAAAAACACGAAUAAAAAUUAUUGUCUAUGAAGCCCUUGUUGCGCUUAUCUCUAAGCAAGUAAAGACAAUGUUCUGGCAAGUACAUUGUUCAACUAAUCUAUCCGGGAAAAGGCAAGCAAUUAUUUCAACGGAAUGGCUAUUGACAGGUGUAGAUAUGUCAACAAAAUGAUACUGCCACUUUCGGGAGUGUCAGCAAAGACGUCAUCCGACAUUUGGUCGCCCUGACGUUUAAACGAUGUACGAACUAUGCUUUCACUCUCAAGAUUCGGAUUGUAUAUUCAUGUUGUGCGAGGUGUCGUGUAUUCGGCACCUCGCUCAGUGCGAGAGGAUAGGUGAAUAGUGAGAGUGAGUGGAAAAACAAUAUUCCUCGAGAGAAUUCAAAAAUCUGAAAAUCUAACAGAUGAAAACAAAAAGUUAUAUAAAAAAUAUUGUAAGAAAAUAUGUAGUGAAGAACGUCAUUUUGAACACGCACUGCAACUCUAGUUGAAGCAAGUAAAUGAAUUCAGAGAAGCUCAAACUUGCCGUAGACUGUAUAAGAGAUUGUUCAAACGUCGUCGCCACUUCGAGGGAGUGGCCCACUAUUAGUUUGAACUGUCCUAAACUCGACACAGUGCACUGUUAAGUAAACGUUGUCAUGAAAUUAAAGCCUCUCCCCUCUAAAAGCGAUUUUUCAUAUGAUAUAUCCUUAACCAAUCUUUCAGAAAAUGUACAUUCUUAAGUAAAUCGGUCAGCAUUAAAAUUUGAUCCCAAAACCUUUAAUCAUUCCGAGGUUGUGGAGCCCACAAUGGGAUAGCACUAGGUAUGCACCAGUACUAGUAUACUGGAUACCCAAAUAGUUUGGUUACCCAAUAUACUGGUACUGUUGCAUACCUAGUCUAUGGUUAGUGAAUCAAAGAUGAAUGUUACUUGUUAAAAACUGCAGACAUUGAAUUAGUAAUUAUAAUUAGCUGCCCUAGCAAAAAAACAUGCUCCAGAUCAUGAUAAUUUACAAAGGAAAGUAGGGCCCCUACUUUAAAAACAUCAAAGCAAAGAAAAAUGAAACAUAAAAGAGAACGGGAGAAAACCGGCAUUGUUGAUAUCUACUGUUGAAUAUAGUGUAAUAUACCGUGAAAAUCCACAGUGGAGAAUCCGAGUCCAAAAAGUGUCGGAACCCCGACGAGAUCUUUGCGCCGUACAACGUAACUCGUCACGCUGCUUCCGAAUAUGUAAAAAUCUCGAGGGUCGCUUCUCUAGAAUAAAACCAUCAUAUUUUGAUAUGUGUAAUCGUGAAACUCCUUCUUAUAAAACUUACAUACUAUAUAGAAUAAUUGAAGUACUUCGGGAAGAGUGUGGGUUCUAUUUUUGAACCUUGAUGACAAGAAAAAAUGCAUUUGAAGAAAUGUACGUUUAUUUCUGUGCAAAGUAAAAUAAGCGAUAAAACCUGUGACACUUGUGCUACUUAAAAGUGAUUAAGAAUAUUGACAAAAUAAAGGACCCUGCCGGACCAAAAAGCUGAAUAGCAGGUUCGAUAGAGAAUUUUAUUGCACAUCUAGUCAUAUAUAAUUUUUGGUUUGAAACUAUGAUCGUUUCUCAAAAAAUAAUUUUUUAAAAUAUUUGACACAUUUCGCAUUUACUGACAUGAGAUGAAAUAGGUUUUUCAACUCAGUAAGGAAAUUUAGUGAAGAUACUGCUUAUACCGGAUUUUGUAGAGUGGAAAACGCUCUAUAAACUGGCGAUAAAAGAAUUAAAACAACAUGGUUGUUGUUUGAGAAAAAAAUAUUUUUCGAACAAAAUUUGAAAUUUGCAUUUUUUGGUGAAAAUUAUUUUCACCAAAAAAUGAAAAUAAACAAACAGUGUCGAAUAUCAUUCGAUUUAGUUUGCGACGCUGAUUUCGAAUAUGAUAUUUUUAUUGCAUAAAACUUGAGUCCUGAUGAAUAAAAUUGAGAAUACCGACAGAAUUUGGAUUUUAGCGCUCCUGAUUUAGAAAAUACGAACUUUCUCAGUGACAAAACAUAAUGGAAAGCAAAGCGAUAUGUAGUUUUAAAGCUAGUUUAAUGACGGUUCUAAUGAAGUACAAAACUUGGCUCGGUCUUUUCAAAGAAAAAACUAGAUUGGUUUGUAAAAUUGUUUCUGAACUUUUUAUAGGAGGAGUCCAAGACUGAUUAUUCUUUACUUUUUCUAUAUUCGUCUAAUAUACCGUUCGAUUGUGCUUUGACCGAGGAUCAACAAUAUUAUCUUAUUUUUACAAAAAGACAUAAUGAAAACAAGAAAAAUCUAUUUUAAGACCAAACAAUCAAUAACGUAAAUUCUAUUGUAGGAUCAUGUGUUGGAGCUGAAGUUGUUGCUAAUCUAACUGCUGAUGCUUCUAAAUCACCAGUUGUUGUUAGUCCUUCCACAUUGUUCACUGCUAAUGCUUUAUGUUCAUCGAGUUCUUUGGCCUUUUCUGCACCAUCACCUAGACAUAAAUCAGUACGUAAACAAGCAACGGAGAAUUACUUAACUACGGCAAAUAAAAAACGGAAAUUGUAUGAUGAACAUUUAAGAAACUUCGCUGAUAAAUUUAAUCAAGGAGAUUGUGUUGGUAUUAAAAUUCAUGAUGUUGAUAGAACUAAUACAGAUCCGAAGAUUUUGCCAUGUGUUAUUCACACGAAAGAGAAAAAAAAUGAAGAUUUUGUUUUUGAACUUGCUUGUCAGUUUGGAAUACUGACUACGAAGUUUGGUGUUGAAAGUCUUGUUGAUUUAAGAACAGCUUGUCCAGCGGAAUUGAAAAACUUGGAUAUUCUUGAAUUAAAUGACAUAACUGUUAUUGAAGCUAGUAAACUGUUUGUUCGUGAUGCAAGUACUGCGACCUGUGAUUGUAAGUCUGAUUGUGCGACAAAACGUUGCCCAUGUAAGAAAUCGAAUGUGAAAUGUUCAACUAAGUGCCAUUCAAAAUGA